Messenger RNA from Nipponia nippon (crested ibis), 1037 nucleotides. NCBI's taxonomy places the organism in Eukaryota, Metazoa, Chordata, Aves, Pelecaniformes, Threskiornithidae. The record is from RefSeq and is a predicted model, not a curated record.
AUGGAUUUUAUGCGUUCCCCCGGCGGAGCCCGCCCUGCGGGUGAAGGCGCGGCGUCAGAUCCUGACCCUGGAGAGAAGAAAGCGGAUCCUGAGCGCUUCCUAAAGCCACCCGACGUAACUGCUGUUAGCAAGAACGUUAGUCCCUGUGAGACCCCCGGAGCGGCUACGAGGAAAAGAUCCCAUGACAGUCCCAGCCUCAGGAAAAGCCCCCUCGGACCUAGUCCCACGAGGCUGUCUCCCUGGAGAAGCAGUCCCAGGAAAGACCACGCUUCGAGUUCUUUUAACUUGACCCCGAGACCCCUCAUCACCACUCCUCAAGCCAAGCGUCGCUCUUGGUGUCGUUCGAGCCUGAAGGGGACAAAACGCCGAAAAUCUCUGCCUCCUGUUCACCAAGAUGUCACUGAAUUAAGCAAAUCAAUUAGCUUGGAUCUGCCGGAGAUGGACCGGCUUUCUAUGCUGUUGUUGUCCAGUUUCCAGUUUUCUGCCCAGAAGCUCGAACAAGUCUUGAAGCAAACUGACGGCUUUAGCCCGGAGGCUUUCAACGCUAACGCGCACUCGGUUUCAGAAGACCUGAAGCGAUACGUGCAGAAGUUGAAACGAGACGGAACGCUGAAGAGCUGCGUCGAAGACCCUAAAGGGAUUUUACUGGACUCGGCUUUGGACGAGUCAGUGGCCCAAGUUAAGGAGUACAUCGCCAGGUUCGCCGCCGAAUGUCAGUCCUGGGAUCAGCUCUUGCUGCGCUACCAGGAGAGCGCCGAAGAAAUGUCCAGGCAGCUGGCGGAGUGCAAGCGGAACGGAGGCCGGGCAGAGCCGCGCGGUUACCUCCGGACCUCUCAGGCCGCCGUCCUCAGCAGCAAACCCAACUACCAGGAGAUCCUGGAUGAGCAGGCGGAGGUCCUGAGCUGCGUGGAGCUCGUGCUCGACGAACUACAGCAAGGGGUGAAGCUGCUGCAGGCCUUCAGCGAGGACAGCCGGCAGUACCUGCAGCGCCUGUCGGAGCAGCUCGGUAAGCGGGAGUCCCUCGGGGAGCAGCCCCC